GGCGGCCCAUCACCAUGGCCCACCGCGCUACAGCAGCCCGCCACCCAUCUCGACAUCCGACCCUUCAGCGAACGAGUGCAAGUUGGUCGACUAUCGCGGACAGAAGGUGGCGGCGUUCAUCAUCCAAGGCGACACGAUGCUAUGCUUACCGCAGGCGUUCGAACUGUUUCUUAAGCACUUAGUCGGUGGACUGCACACAGUGUAUACGAAGCUAAAAAGACUGGACAUAGUGCCGCUGGUGUGCAAUGUGGAACAGGUGCGCAUUCUGCGCGGGCUCGGCGCCAUCCAGCCUGGCGUCAACCGCUGCAAGUUGCUCUCCUGCAAGGACUUCGACGUGCUGUACCGGGACUGCACCACGGCAAGGUGCCUGUCACUGAAAGCGCCCGACAGGUACUUCUCAAGGCCGGGCCGACCUCCGAAGCGUGCUUCUGGAGUGGGCCUCUCGCUGGCGCCCACGCAGUUCCCUGGACAUCCUUUCAAGAAACACCGACUGGAGAAUGGCGACUACUCUCCUUAUGAAAAUGGUCAUAUGAGCGAAAUGGCGCGUCUAGAGAAGUCCCCUCUCCUGGCAAAUGGGUACAAUGCUCCCCCUACGCACCUUGGUCCUAUGGGGUUCAUGCACCACCAGGCACUUAUGUCUCCCGGCAUGCCCCACCAUGGCGUUCCAAGGCCAGACGGCUCCAUCAUUAAAGGUCAACCAAUGCACAACAUGGAAGCUCUCGCGAGAUCUGGUAUUUGGGAGAAUUGUAGAGCAGCAUACGAGGACAUCGUAAAACAUCUCGAGAGGUUGCGUGAUGAACGGGGAGACAUGGAACGUGUGAUGGCGAUGGAUAAAGCUCGUGAAGAUUCUCAUAAUGGUUCAUCUCCAGGCCACAGUCCAGUUUUGAACCUCUCGAAGUCAGGGUCUGGUGACCGUGACAGACCUGACCGGUGCGAACGGGACCGCGGGGAGAGGGGCGAUGGUUCAGUCAGCGGACGCAGUUCUGUCGCCUCUCGUCGCACCCCGCAGCCCCCGCGACUACCCUCUGCCGCCACAGCACAAGCUUCCCCCAGGUCUCAUACGGACGAAAGUGAUGCUGCACUUUCUGACCAGGAAGACCAUAAUGUCAAAGAUGAAGAUGAUGGUGCCGAUCUAAGUGAUACGGAACGCGAGUUGCCGGCAUCAACGUCGCCUGCGCCGGUGAGCUACGCGCAGCAAAAUGUUACACCACCCCCAGUGCAGGUCGUCGACCCCACAGCGGACACCUUGGUCUCCUCCACAGAGACUCUUCUUAGGAAUAUCCAGGGCCUUCUCAAAGUUGCCGCUGACAACGCCCGCCAGCAAGAGAGACAAAUCAGUUACGAAAAAGCUGAACUAAAGAUGGACGUGCUCAGAGAGCGGGAAGUGAAAGACAGCCUAGAACGACAACUUCUAGACGAACAGAAAAUGAGAGUGAUGUACCAAAAACGACUAAAGAAGGAGAGAAAGCAGAGGCAGCAAGUGCAAGAACAACUCGAGGUGGAACUCAAGAGGCGGCAAAAGAUCGAAGAAGCUCUCAAACAAUCCGGAGCACCUAACGAAAUCCUCAGAAUUGUAACUGAGAAUCUGAAUCCAUCUUCACAAGAGACUCCCCGGUCCGAGCGCGAGAAUGGCAACGAGAGCAAACCACCGAGCACGGAACCCCCCGCCGCAUCUCCCCCCUUCCAACGUGACCCGCCGCGUACCCCUGAAAAGCCACAGUGGAACUACCCGCCACCACCCGUCGACAUCAUGAGUGGAGGAGCAGCUUUUUGGCAGAACUACUCCGAAUCCUUGGCUCAAGAGUUGGAGAUGGAACGCAAGUCCCGACAGCAAGCGAUGGAGCGCGAUGUAAAAAGCCCCCUCUCAGAUCGUGCUGGCUAUUACAAGAACUCCGUGCUCUUUUCCUCAGCCACUUAGCUGCCGAGCGCGGGGGCUGACUUCCCCGACAACCCAGACAAAGACGAAGAGAGGAAACCCUUAAUAAGCGUCAAACCCGAGUUCCGGGAGAAGUAGGAUCCAAAUAACACAUGAGCCAGAGAAGAAUGCACGCUAACGCUCCUGUUAGUGUUUCUGGUCACAAAAAUCUUUUGGCCAUUCAGUUUCGAAUACAUGUAUAUUGUAUAUGUUCAACCAGAUUUACAAUCUAUGUUUUGAUGUAACCGAUCUCGACGAAAUAAGAACAAUCGCGUAUUGAGAUUAAGUUGUAAAUAUUGUUAUUGAAAUUGAGAUAAGUAGAUUUCGUGUUGUUAAGCCGAAGUCUCACAAACACUUCUUCCAUAGUGAAAUUUGUAAAUAUCUCUUUACAUUAUUAGAGUAAGUCUUUACAGUUUUAUCGACGAUUCACGUAAUUUAUUCGUCAACAUUUAAUCUUUACAAAAAAGUACCUUGUAAACUUAUCUUUAAAUGCCAUAUUUAUGAGUUAAGCAUCCAACGUUUGUAAAAAAUCAAUGAUCAUUUUUCUGCUAGUAACAGCAUUUUGUACCUACGAGUAUGAACAUAUCAAAAUCAUAAGAUGAAACUAUGAAUGUUACAAUUUUUUCCGAUAUUGAGUGUAACAAAACGGUGGGAAUUGAUCGAAGACUGCUUUUCAAAAGUUUUUUAAAUAAAUCCUUUGCCUUUGCUACUAGUCGAAUUACUUGCAAUGAUUUUAAGUUCCUAUUACAAAACUUUAGUUAACAGGAAACCAUCAAUUUGUGGUCAGUAAAACUUUACAAGAGUAGGUACACUGUUCAAGUCAUUGAUUACUUGUAAAGUAAAUUUAUGUUCAAUAGAAAUAUGUGAUCUUCACUAUCGUGUAAUUUAUUCAAUUUUAGUGCAAUGAUUAGAUGUAACUAAUUCAUAUAACUUUUAUUGCAUAAAAGUGUACUAUAAAUACUUUAAGUUAGUGAUUUUAAAGAUACAUUUUUACAAUUCUUUAUUGACUGAGUACAGAAGAGACAGUUCGUACAAUGUAUAACCUAAGUGUUUUCUUUAAAGUUUCAAAGUAGACGCUCUGUAUAUAGAUAUAUUCGCUGUAUCUCAUAUCCGUAAUGCAAAGUCGAUGUAUAUGGGUAGAUGUUACAGUAAGUGCGGUAGUUUUAACAGUAUACAUAAAGUAUAAAAUGAUAGCGUUAUUUAUAUUGCUUAGUUUACGAGAAGACUUUGAAUGUCUAAAAUAG
Molecule: messenger RNA, 3159 nt
Organism: Hyposmocoma kahamanoa
Lineage: Eukaryota; Metazoa; Arthropoda; Insecta; Lepidoptera; Cosmopterigidae
Gene: dac
Product: dachshund homolog 2
Exons: 13
Coding region: 137-1918 (593 amino acids)
Source: RefSeq, a predicted model, not a curated record